AUAUAAACACACGGUGAACCUUUAUACUUUAUAGACUAGUGUACUCAGUAUUCUCAUCUCCCACGUUUUUGUUAUUCCUAUACUCAAUACAUUUUUCAUAUUAAACUACUUCUAAAGUCACCACUAUAAAUACCAUUACAUACAAAUCAUUUCCCCAGAAUCUUCACUUCAUUGCAUAAUCUAACACAUCAACAAAAGAAUGGUCCUCUUCGCUUUAUCAACAACUUCUUCUUCUUCCUCAAAGCUAAAACAACAUUCACACCAAAGCUUCUCCGAGUCAUUAAUGGAACACAGUAUCGAAGACGCUGAAAAUAUCAUACACCGAUGGAUUUCACCACCCUCUUCUUCUUCUUGCUGCGUCUCUUCCCUAUUCUCAUCCGCAAACCGCGAAGAAGCCAAACGAUUCAUCAACGCAGUAAACACUUUACAUUCUGGUAUGAUGAGACUUAUCUCAAUAAAUCCAACGUCUACCAAACUAAUCCAAGCUGAGAAUCUAAUGCGUCUCUCAAUGAACCAUCUCUCCAAAGAGUUCUACCGUAUCCUCAAAUCGAAUCGACGCUACCUUGAUCCCGAAUCAGUCUCCAUCCGUUCUUCUUCUUCUUCUUCUUCAAGAACGUCAGACUCUGAUUCUAAAACCAUGGAUGAUCUUAAAAUGAUAGCUGAUUGUAUGACAUCAUCAGGAUACUCUCAAGAAUGCUUCAAGAUAUACAAAAGAAUACGUAAAUCGAUCAUCAUCGAAGCGUUAAACCAAUUCGGAUUCGAGAAUCUAACUCUCUCGCAGAUUCAGAGACUUGAAUGGGAAGUUAUGGAGAAGAAGAUACGUAAAUGGCUAAGAACAAUAACAAGAGCUGUGAAUACUCUGUUUUACGGCGAACGUAUCCUCUCCGAUCACGUCUUCUCUUCAUCGUCGUCGUCGAUUCGUGAAUCUUCGUUUUCUGAAAUCACAUUACAAAGCGCUUUAGCUCUGUUUACUUUACCGGAAAAAAUGGCGAAAUGUAAAAAAUCUCCGGAGAAGAUCUUUCUCACUCUCGAUGUUUAUCAAACCAUAACAGAGCUUUUGCCUAAGAUCGAAGAGAUCUUCAGCUCCGAUUCAACGUCUUCUGUGAAAUCACAAAUCGAUUUAGCUUUAUCGAAUCUUAAAGAAUGUGUGGUUUCGAUGAUCGACGAAUUCGAAUCUUCGAUUUCUAAAGAAUCGUCGAAAUCGUUGAUCUCCGGCGGUGGAAUCCAUCAAUUGACUAGGUACGUUAUGAAUUUCAUCGUCUUCCUCGCUGAUUACAGCGAUUCGCUCUCCGACAUCAUCGUCACCAAAUCGUUACCUUCGCCGGAGGAGGUAGAAAACUCCGGUGGUGAUUCGGAUCCGGUGAAAUCGCGAAUCGCGUGGCUGAUUCUGUUCUUACUCUGCAAAAUCGACGCCAAGUCUCGUCUCUACGACGACGUGGCUCUCUCGUAUCUGUUUCUCAUCAACAACCUCAACUACGUCGUGGUUAAAGUCAGAUCGUCGAAUCUGAAGAUGGUUCUGAGUGAGGAUUGGGUUGAGAAGCAUGAAGCGAAGGUGAAGAAGUACGCGGCGAAGUUUGAGGAGAUCGUAUGGGGAGAGACGAUGGCGUCACUUUCUGAUGAUGUGACGACGACGGCGGAGGAGAGGAUUAAGCGGUUUAGUGAUGGGUUUGAGGUGGCGUAUAAGAGACAAACCGGGUGGGUCGUACCGGAUUCGAAAUUGAGAGAUGAGAUUAAACGGUCUGUUGGGAUGAUGAUUAUACCGAGAUAUUCGGGUUUUUGUGAGAGGAACCGGGUCGGGAUAUGGGGGAAUGUCGGAUUUGCCCCUGAAGAUAUUGGGAAUUAUCUCUCGGAUUUGUAUUUUGGGUCUCGUGUAUCAGGGAGUGUUUCGUCUGUUCAUUCUUCUGAUUCCUAUGUUUGACACACGUGUGAGUUUACUGUGUGAUAAAAUGAUAUUAUUUGCGGUAAUUGUUUUGAUUAGUUUUGCGAUUGCAAUGGAAAACUAUAGUUUAAAAUUGAA
Capsella rubella is the source of this 2017-nucleotide messenger RNA. Its product is annotated as exocyst complex component EXO70H1. The coding region runs from base 200 to 1918 and encodes 572 amino acids. Gene Ontology annotation, cellular component: exocyst. Gene Ontology annotation, molecular function: phosphatidylinositol-4,5-bisphosphate binding. Gene Ontology annotation, biological process: exocytosis. The transcript has a single exon. The record is from RefSeq and is a predicted model, not a curated record. Lineage: Eukaryota; Viridiplantae; Streptophyta; Magnoliopsida; Brassicales; Brassicaceae.